Dujonia railenensis is the source of this 2244-nucleotide messenger RNA. NCBI's taxonomy places the organism in Eukaryota, Fungi, Ascomycota, Pichiomycetes, Serinales, Debaryomycetaceae. The record is from the annotation of a GenBank genome assembly.
AUGUCAACAGUAUUUGCAAAAAGUGAUGACAGGCCAAACAUGAAGUUCACCGGUAAGUGCGUUCCAACCGUCAACAUCGACGCCGGGCUAAAUGAUGCCACAAACAGCACACUAGGCAGCACUUCUGGUUCCUCGGCUUCUGGAGUGCCAACCAUGGCAUUUUUACCAUCCAACUCACUCAAGUUGACUCCACAAAAGUGUUUCCCGGCUUUCGCUAGGAGCCCCAUCUCCCCAACAUCAAAAUUGCAUUUCAAGGACCUUCCUCAGGAGAUAAAGCAAAUCGAAUCCAAGGACUUAGAAUCCUUCGUCUGUUCCUUGCCCCCAUCCACACUCCUGAUAUUUGAUAUCCGUCCAUACAACCUCUAUUCAAAUUCAAGGGUUUUCAAUUCUAUCAACUUCUGUGUGCCAUCGACUCUUUUGAAAAGAGAAUCUUAUGCAUUGAAUCAAGCUUUGGGCUUGAUUGGCGAUGCUCAACGAGAACAAGUGUUAGCCCCGGAAAACUUCGAGACUGUUCUCAUCUAUGAUUCUGACAGUACCACCGAUCACAUUUCAUUCUCAUUAUAUCAGACUUGUCUCAAAUUCCUAAAGUAUAGUGGGAAAAAUUUCAAGGUUUACUUUUUGAAUGGUGGGUUUGCUAGCACAGACAAGACAUCGCCAUUGAUUGAAGAUUUCCCAAUUGGUCAUCAUCCCGCCGAGGAUUCUCCAGUAUCAGCUGCUUCAGCUGGAUUGUCGAACGCAUCUUUGUCACCCCCGGUCUCCACUUCAUCUCUUUUUUCUUCAUCAUCAUUAUCGUCACCUCCAGCUGCUACUGCUAAUACCCCUACUUCUGGCACUGGUGGAGGCUCCUCUGAAACUAAAGGAGGAGCAUUCCCAAACUUUGCAUCGAUAUCUCCGAUAUCAAACUCAUCCAAAGACAAUAAUUCUAGUCAAUGCAAGAAUAAUCUUUCACUUUCAGGAUUCUCAUUGCCCUCGUCAUGCCCAGCUCAACAGAAAUUCCUUUCAUCCAUCAAGAGGAACACAUUACCAAAGUUGGAUUUAUCAAAUAUUUCCGGUAAAAGGUUUAAGGAUGAGAGUAGAAGAUCGACACCUUCAGAUGAAUUGAGUAAUUACAGUUACCAAUUUAAGUACCCAGCUAAGUUAUUGGAAAAUCCAGAACUAUGUAAAAAGCUUCCAAAAUGGCUUCAGUUCGUUUCUGAUGUCAAAAAUAAUUCAGAAUUGACACCAGAUUCUAUGAACAAGUACAUUUUACAAAUGUUGAAUAAAAAGUUCAACAAGAUUGAAAAGGUAGAGCAAGCAAGACUCAGAAAGGCAAUUUCAUGUGAAGCAAGCUGCUUCUCCCAAUCUCAGACCAAUUCGCCUGCGCAUUCACCUAAUAUUUGUUCACCUAGUGCAUUGUGCCCCGGCUGUGACAACGUCGUCUAUAAGAUUCCAAAAGGUAUUGAGUAUGGGUAUAAAAAUAGAUACAACAAUAUUUGGCCCUAUGAGCAUUCUAGAGUUAAGUUAAAUGCUAAUUCGCCAAGCUGUACUACUCCAAACCCUGCAAGAAGUCACCGUCCAGAAGAUCAUGAUGAUUACUUUAAUGCUAAUUAUAUUGAUUUCAAGGAGGUUUCCAAGUAUCAAUAUAUUGCUACUCAAAAUCCAUUACAGGCUACAUAUGAAGAUUUCUGGAAGACCAUUUGGUAUAAUAACAUAAACAUUAUUGUUUGCUUAAAUAAGCAACUCUCUGCUAAUUUGGCUGGCCAAGAUUUGAAGUAUUUCGAUGAUCAAACAUUCAGGGCAAGUAAGCUUGAUAUUAAAAGGAUAAAUACUGAAGAGAAUGAUGUAUUCAUAUUGAGGGAGAUCAAAGUGAGCAAGAGAGAAAACUCUUCAGUAGUUUACCAUUUAGAAUUUAAAAACUGGCCAGACUUUGGAGUUCCAUCAUCGUUUGAAUCAAUAUUAGAAUUGAUCGAUUUCAAGAAUAAAUUAAUUGGAGAAAAUACCUUGAAUCCUAAGUUGUUAGUUCAUUGCUCUGCUGGUUGUGGUAGAACUGGGUGUUUUAUCACUUUGGAUAUGAUUCUUGAUUGUUUUAAGAAUGUGAAAAAGGGAGAGAGGGAUCUGGAAUUUGAUCCUUGGGGAAGCGACGAUUUAAUCUACAAGACUGUCCAAUUCCAACGUAGGCAAAGAAUAUCUAUGGUCCAGAACUUAGACCAAUUUAUUGUCUGCUACGAGAUCGUAUUGGACUACGUUGUCAAUAAUCUUUUGUGA